Molecule: messenger RNA, 3128 nt
Organism: Morus notabilis
Lineage: Eukaryota; Viridiplantae; Streptophyta; Magnoliopsida; Rosales; Moraceae
Exons: 5
Coding region: 1-2703 (900 amino acids)
Source: RefSeq, a predicted model, not a curated record
AUGGAGAAGAUAGAGUCGGAUAUGAAAAUAUCGGAGUUGAAGCAGGUCAGUCUCUGCAAAGCGUACGAGGCGCUUCACUCGGAAGCCUCCACAGUCCUCCUGCUGACGCUCCAGUGGAAGGAUCUCGACGAACACUUCAACACGACUCGGAACUCGCUUCGGGAGAAGUUCGAAGAGCUUUUGGAGCGGGAAAAGAGCGAAAACCGGCGAGAACUUGAGGUUGCGGUGAAGAAAAAGCUCGCGACGCAGGAAUCGGUGGCGGAGAGACAGAAGGAACUUGAUAAAGUGAAGAAAGAAAUUAAAGAUCGCGCUAAGAAAUUGGAUUCGUUGGAGAGAAGUGUGAGACAAAGAUCUGAGGAAUUUGAGUCCAAGGGUAAAGAACUCAAUUCGGUUCGUGGAACGUUGAAGAAGUGCAGAGAGGAUCUUGAUUGUAAAGAGAGGCAAUUGUAUUCGAUUCGAAGGUCUCUUGAGGAUAACAGGAAAGAAGUUGAGUUGAUAGACGAUCAACUCAAGAAAUCUCGAAAUUCAAUUCAUGAUUGUGACUUAGAAAUCAAGCUGAGAGAGCAAAGGCUUCAGGCGAUUCAGGAUUCUACCGCCGAACGCUCUAUUGAACUCGAAAUGAAAGAAAAGGAACUCGAUUUAUUGUGUAAAGAUUUGGAAUUGGAAAGGAAGAUGUUUGUUUCACUGAAAAAAUCGGUGGAGCAAUGCACUUCUGGGUUUGAUGCGAAAGAGAGGAAAUUUGAGGCUUUGAUGAAAGCUCUCCAAGUGAAGGAAACGUCAUCCGAAUCAAAAAUUGAGGAACUUGGUUUGACCCACAAGAGGGUCAACGAGUGCCUCAAAGAGUUGGAAUUGAAAGAGAAGAAUUUUGCUUCUCUUCAAAGACAGGUGGAAGAACGUUUCCAUGAGCUUGAAAAGAGAGAGAAACAAUUCGAAGCCACAAAGAAAGAAUUUGAUUCAAUUCGAAAUACACUUGCGUUUCGAUCAAUGGUGAAAACUAAAGCCCCAAAUUCUCACGUAAAGAUCGAACAAUCGGACAAUGAUCAGAACAGUGGCGAUUUCCCAUCACUUGCAAGUAAUCAAUCUUGCAUCACUAAUGGCCACUCCUUGCAGGUGCUAUUGAGCGAGCAAUUGAAGAAGCAAGAAUCACUUUGUACUGACAUCUAUACUGUUCUUCAACGAUCACCAGACCCCGCGAAGUUGGUGUUGGAUGCAAUUCAGGGAUUUUUCCCUUCGCAUUCCAGCGCGGCAAAUACGAGCCUUGAUCUGGGUAUUGUGAGGAGUGGCUGCAUUCUUUUGUUGGAACAGUUGAUGAAAGCCUCGCCGCCGAUUAGCCCUCAAGUGCGGGAAGAAGCAAUGAAGUUGGCGGGUGACUGGAAGGCUAAGAUGACUCUGAAUGCACCGAAUGUUUUGGAGGUGUUGGGUUUUGUGCGGCUUUUAGCUAGCUAUGGAUUGGCCUCUGCUUUUGAUGCGGACGAGGUUCGCAGUCUUCUCGAUGUUGUCAGUGCGAACGGGCAGGCAUCCGAAUUACGUCGAACCCUUUGCGUUGCUGAUAAAGUACCCGUUGACAUUGGGCAGGCGGAAAAUUCAAGGGCCAUUGCCAACAUUGCCACCAGUUCUCCAAAUCAUCAUUCCAGUACAAACCCAAGCGGAAGGAAUCCUGAAUUGGUUGAACAUGAAGAUUUGAUUGGUAAAAGUUUGACGCAAGAUGACAUUAUAGCUGCUCUUCAAAUGCCUGACCCAGCAAAGCAUGUGCUGGGCGUUGUAGAAGGAUCUUUUUCUCAACUUUGGAAGAGAGGAGAUGUAGGUUUUGAGGCAUGUUUCAUGAAGAGUUACAUUUUCAUGUUUGAGAACCUAUUGAGGAACUUACCACUAAUUCAACCUCAUAUAAGAGAAGAUGCCAUGAAGGUAGCAAACCAGUGGAGAAAAAGAAUGAGAGAAGAUACUGAGAAUCCUUUGGAAGUUUUGGGUUUUUUGCAGUUUCUAGCUGUAUAUGGAUUGGUCUCGUCAUUUAAUGAAUAUGAUAUUUCGGGUUUUCUGGAGAUGAUUUCUCGACAUAAACAUGCUUUGGAACUAAGUGGAAGCCUUCGUGUUGCAUAUGAGAUCCCUGAAUUUAUUGCUAAUUUUCUGAAAAGGAAGAGAAAUAUUGAGGCUGUUAGACUCUCCUUCGCAUUUAUAUUAACUGACAAGUUCUCGCCAACGAAAUUAUUGACGGAACACAUGGAGGAUGCUAAGAGUUAUACCAGGCAAUUUUGUGACAGAAAGUAUUCUAUCGAAGAAAAGGACGAGAUCACGGACAGGGAAAUUGCUGCUCUGAGAGACGUAGUUCAGUGCAUUAAAGAUUGUGAUUUGGAGUCUCAAUUCCAAUUCGAAAACAUUUUGAAACGUAUUUCUCUCCUCGAAAAGAUAAAGGACGAUAGGAAACAUUCAGCGUUAUUUUUCCAGUCCAGCAAUGAACAACAACUGCAGCAGACAUGCAACAAACGAAGAAAUGGCACUCUCUCACCUCUUGACCUACCGCUGCAACAGAGUAAGAAAAAUUGCCUCAGGAAGCCUCUUUCAACAGCUAAACACCGUGACCGGCCGGCUCCUAUACCUGUCUCACAGCAUACUAAUUGUUUAUCCAAGUUGCAUGGAACUGUUUUGGCUGCUGGUAAACGCAAUGUUGUUCUUGGUGCUACUUCAGGUGCUUGGCAAGUAUGGUAGCCUUGCCUGACUGGUAUGGAUAACAUGGUCCAAGUUUUUUCUUUUUUCCCUCAUUACCUUAAGUCUCACACAGGGUGAUCAAUAUUGCUGAUCUUUUUUUCAAUCACACACCCUUAAAAUCGUAUGUGAUUGGACGGAAAAUUAGCAGCGAGUAUUAACCGGCGAUAUAAUUUAGCAUCUUUUGUUUUAAAUUUUUAUCCAUAUAUUUUCACUAGCUAAUAGCAGGGGCUAGUUAUAGGUUGUAUUAUGAAUUAAAAUUAUUCAGCGAAGCCCGCUAUUAGAAGCGUUGGUCUAGUCUCCUAGUUUUAAGCCUUGGACCUUUUAUGCUUAAUUUUCGGUUUUUUAUUACCUCCUUAACACAAGCCUGUGUCUUGUGACUUUCAUUAGAUUGACCAAUGAUAGGCAGAACAGCUGUAAUAUCUUGA